CUGUCUCACAUCCAUUUGCAUUUGUUUAAAGCACAACUAAGGCAAGAAGAAGCAAAGAUCUUUACCGGUCAAUCUCACUGCUUAAAAUGAGGACUAUUGUGCUUGCUUUCCUUGUUUUAAGUGUCUGCAUUCAUUGUGCAACCCCAUCAAAACAAAACAUACGCAAAAAACGUGCAUGGAUUGUGGAUUCACUGUCUAUGGAAGAGGAGCAAAUUGGUCCUUUCCCAUACAAACUGGGAGAUUUAAGUACUGAGAAGAAUGUUAUCAAGGAAUACUUCAUUCAUGGACAGGGCAUUGACAAAGAUCCCAAGGGAAUUCUGUCUAUUGAUAAGACUGACGGAUCCAUCUAUGUUCAUGGGAAAGUCGACUACGAGGAAUACAAGAGAUUAACAAUCACAUUUGAAGCUGACAAAAACUCAGACUCUAAGUUUGUCGUGGAUAUUGAGGUUCUGGAUGUUAAUGACCACGCACCUGUUUUUAGUGAUCCAGUUUAUGAAACCACAAUAGAUGAAUCAACACCACAAGGUAAGCAUUUGGUCACAAUGCUGGCAAACGAUGGUGACCAGGAUGGCUCAGCAAAUUCGAUGUUUACUUUCAGAAUUGUUUCAGUCACUCCCACUCCCUCCAACGCUGAGUUCUUCAUUCAGCAAACUGAGGGAGAUACAACAGGGGAAAUAUCUUUCAUGGGCUGUCUUAAUUAUGAGGACACCCAAAAGUACACUAUUCUGGUUGAAGCAAAGGAUCAUGGGGAGAAGGUGCAACUCUCUAGCACAAGUACAGUGAUAGUGAAUGUUAUCGACAAAAACAAUAAUCUUCCAGAAUUCGUUGGUAAAAUGACAUGUGAGAAGGUCAGAGAGGGACAGCAUGGAGAACCUGUUUGUAGACUGCAGGUGACAGAUAAAGACAGCAGAGGAACAGCAGCUUGGAGGGCCAAAUACUCUCUGCAGGGUGAACAAUCACAGCACUUCAAGAUUGAGACUGAUCCUGAGACCAAUGAUGGAGUCAUAACUGUCACUGAGCCAUUGGAUUAUGAAGAGCAGUCCAGUUUGAAACUGACCGUCAGCGUAGAGAAUGAAGAGCCCUUAUUCACCUGUAGAGUCAGAGGGCGUCCCGAACAUGGACAGUGGGAUGUAGAAAACUCCAGAGGCAGGUCCAGUUCUACAUCAGAGUCCCAUUCGAUCAACAUUAUUAUAGAAGAUGUCAAUGACCCGCCGAUAUUCAUAGAAAACAUCAAACAUGUGAGCGUAAUGGAGAACAUGGAAAUUGGACACAGCCUGUGGACGUUCAAAGCUGAGGACCACGAUCACUAUAACUCAAAUUCAGUAAUGUUCAUCAGAGGAGAAGAUGUAGAUGGCUGGGUAACUGUAGAUUCACAAACGGGUCUUGUAUCUACAGCUAAAGUUUUAGACCGGGAAUCACCUUUCGUAAAGGGCAAUACUUACACUGUCAUCUUAUAUGCUGUUGAUAAUGGUACACCACCAAUGACUGGCACCGGGACUUUAAUUAUACAUCUGAGAGAUGAGAAUGAUAAUUCACCAAUGCUAGAGGUCGACAAACUGUACAUGUGCUUGUCUGAGACGACCAUUAACAUAACAGCUGCUGACCCAGACCUGCAUCCAUAUAGCGUGCCAUUCCACUUCAAGCUUGUGGGAGAUGUUGAGGGAAAAUGGAAGCUUCAUUCCAGCUAUGGCACAGCUGUGACAUUGAUCAAAGAGGGAGUUGUACAUACAGGCGAUCAUGAACUCACCCUGAAGAUCUCGGACAACCAGGGCCAGUUUUCACUUCAGACACUCACAGUACGUGUCUGUGACUGUACCAUUACUGCAGAAUGCAAUACAAUAAAGCUGAACAUCAUUGCCAUUGUUGUCAUAGUCAUCAGCAUCUUAAUACUACUGGGUACCUUGUUGAUGGCUUGCCUGAUCAGAUGUAGGGUGAAGAAACCUAUAAUGUUACAGCUGGAGGGAUCUGCCCAAUCUCUUAUUCAAUACAACACAGAAAGCCGUGGAACUGACUGCACGAUGCCGUACAGUUAUGCAGAUUGCUUGCCGACAAAGGCAUCUUCAAGUGAUAUCCUUUUCUCUGAUGGCAUGAUUGAGUCAACAGACAUUGGAGAUGUUAAGGGGUGUUUCGGUGAAAAUUGUGUUUUUGAGCCCCAUCGAUACUUUGAGGCUGGUGUUCAGACUGAUGUCCUCUGUAAUCGAGACAGCAACUUCACUUCAGUUAAACUCCAAGAUCCUGAAAUUUCUCAACCAGAUGUAAAAUAUAUGCCAUGGAAGGUCUUGUGAAGGAUGAAAGGUCACAAGAAGAUGUAAUAGAUUCAUGAAGGUUUGCACUAUGUGUGAAAAAGUUUAAUGUGUGUAUUGUUUACACUAUAUGAAUUGUAUACACUAUCAUUUUGAUGUACUGUAUUUCCAUGAUCAGACACAAAGCAAGUCUCCAAAGAUCGAAAGGACAAUGAAUAGAAGAGGAUUUAGAGUAAUCAAUCACCUAAAAAUUUUAAAUUAAAAGAAUGAUCAGAAAUGAAUUAGAGCUUAAAUAUAAAUUAGAGGUCAACUUAAAAUUGGAGUCAGAUAAAAUGAAUAACGGAAUCGAAAGUGUGAAUUAACAAUAAUUGCUUUACUUCAGCGCUCAGAAAAGACAGAACAACGCAGAGACCUUCAAGGGGCCAGUCUAUUGGAAUCCUACAUCGGAACAAAUAGUUUGGUUUUUUACCCCCGAUUUACACAUAUGUAAUUGUAUCUAUGUAAAUUCAUUAAUGCUUAUUCAUAAACAUGCUUGGGCUGGGUAGAGAUGAAAUUGUAUAGAGAAAUAUUGGUGGAAAAGAGUUCUCUACAUUUAUAUGAAGGAAUAUCUUGUUAUAUGAAUUCGGUAGUUUGUGUGUUGUGUUGUUGGAAUUAUAUAUAUAUAUAUUCCUAAUGUAGAUUUAUUUAUUGUUGUCCAAUAAAAGAAAA
Molecule: messenger RNA, 2951 nt
Organism: Myxocyprinus asiaticus (Chinese sucker)
Lineage: Eukaryota; Metazoa; Chordata; Actinopteri; Cypriniformes; Catostomidae
Product: cadherin-like protein 26
Exons: 14
Coding region: 87-2285 (732 amino acids)
Biological process (GO): calcium-dependent cell-cell adhesion; cell morphogenesis; multicellular organism development
Cellular component (GO): catenin complex; adherens junction; plasma membrane
Molecular function (GO): calcium ion binding; cadherin binding
Source: RefSeq, a predicted model, not a curated record